Molecule: messenger RNA, 528 nt
Organism: Psylliodes chrysocephalus
Lineage: Eukaryota; Metazoa; Arthropoda; Insecta; Coleoptera; Chrysomelidae
Source: the annotation of a GenBank genome assembly
AUGCUAAUAGUUUUUAAUUUUACUAUUGAGCCGUCCUCACUUGUAAAGCAUAUAAAAGAUUUUUAUUUGAUUGCAGACAAAAUUGACCAAUCAAAUAAAACUGGCGCACAAGGAGGUACCGAAUCAAAAUUAGGUGACACUGGUAAACUAGUGAUAGAAAUGAUUGGAAAGGAAUCUCCUGUUGUUCAAGGAAUUGGCGUACCCGAUUCAAUCGAAACUGUUUUCGAAGUUAAAGAGAUUACCGAGGACUUUGUUAGUCUAUGCCCAAUGAAAACGAUGAUAAUGGCACCACAAAAAUCAAGUGCUCGCUUCAACAAAGUUCAUGUAGAGAAAAGAGUUAUCGUUCAGCAACCAGAUGAUGAUAAGAACAUUCAAUCUCUUAAAAUAAAGAAACUUCAGCUUGAGGUUCGGAAGUUGGAACUGGAAGUUUGGGAAAAAGAAUGCUCACUUAAUGUUAAACAUUUUGUUCAUACUAUGAAUAUUGAAUUCUCCAACUAUAUCAGUGGUUAUGAUUGUAAAUUAUACUGA